UCAGUUAUCACCUGCCUACAUAUAUAGUUUCAGUUCUUCUAAAGUAGCAUUCUAAUUUCAGUAUUCUGCUCAACUGUCAAGUUGGAUAUGGAGAACAAGAUGGAGUUAGAGAAAAAGAUGAGUGAAAGUGGAGAAGAGCAUGGAGAGUCCAAAACAAAAAAGAGGCAACUUGGUGGAAUCAAAACUUUGCCAAUUAUCCUUGCAAACGAAGCAUGUGACAAGUUUGCAUCCACUGGCUUCCAUGCAAACAUGAUAAUAUAUUUGACCAAAGUGCUAAACUUGCCACUGGUGAAGGCCUCCAACAUCCUCACCAACUUCAAUGGAACGGCCAACUUCACUCCUCUGAUUGGUGCUCUAAUUGCUGACUCUUUUGCUGGCCGAUUCUGGACAAUAAUUUUUGGAUCCAUCAUCUAUACACUGGGAAUGGUGACCAUUACAGUUUUUGCUUUCGUACCAUCACUACAUCCUCCACCAUGUCCAACACAACAAAACUGCAAUGAAGCCUCAAGCCUACAGCUGUGGAUCCUCUACAUAUCUCUUCUUCUACAAGCCAUAGGAACCGGUGGCGUUAGGCCUUGUGUUGUUACCUUUGCUGCUGACCAAUUCGACAUGACCAAAUCGAAAGUCGAAGCUCGAAAAUGGAAUCUCUUCAACUGGUAUUAUAUAUGCAUGGGAGUUGCAACUAUUCUUGCUUUAACUGUGGUUGUGUAUGUCCAAGACAGUGUUGAUUGGGGCUGGGGUCUUGGAAUUCCUACCAUUGCUCUAGGUUUAUCAACUAUGGCCUUCAUUGGGGGAUCCCCUCUUUAUAGGAAAGUAAAACCAGGAGGAAGUCCAUUGGUUAGAUUGACACAGGUGAUCGUUGCAGCAUUCAAGAAGAGAAAUGUUGUAGCACCAGCUGACUCAAGUCUUUUGUAUAAGAACAAGGUUCUUGAUGCUGGAAUUUCGUCCAGUGGCAUGCUUCUACACACAAAUCAUCUAAGGUGGCUGGAUCAAGCUGCCAUAGUGACUGAUAGGGACAUAGAUGAGUCAAACCAACCAAACCUAUGGAGAUUAUCCACUGUCCAUAGAGUUGAAGAGCUGAAAUCCAUGAUAAGAAUUUUGCCCAUUUGGGCAGCAGCAAUUUUACUAAUCACUUCAUAUUCAAAUCAGCACAGCUUCACCAUCCAACAGGCUCGUACCAUGGAUCGCCACCUAUCCCCUUCCUUUGCGAUUCCUCCAGCAAGCUUAGCCAUCUUCAGUGUCAGCACUUUGGUCAUUGGUCUUGCAAUUUACGAGCGCCUUUUUGUCCCUUUUGCUCGACGAAUCACUGGCAAUCCAACAGGCAUCACAUACCUACAAAGAAUAGGUAUAGGGUUUGUAGUUAACAUUCUUGCCACUAUUGUAUCAGCCCUCGUGGAAAUCAAGCGAAAACAGGUAGCUACAAACCAUAAUCUCCUGGACAAGCCUACUGCUGUCAUUCCCAUAAGUGUCUUUUGGUUAGCUCCACAGUUUUGCCUCCAUGGAAUUGGUGAAGUUUUCAUGUCUGUUGGACUACUGGAAUUUCUCUACGAUCAAUCCCCGGAGAGCAUGAAAAGUAUUGCGGUUGCGCUUUCUUCGAUUUCAAUGUCAUUGGGGGAUUACUUUGGCACAAUCUUAGUCACUUCGGUUCAUAAAUACAGUGGUAAAGAAAGAAAUUGGCUGCCUGAUAGGAAUCUCAAUCGCGGAAGAUUGGAGAAUUACUACUGGCUGAUAACUGGAAUACAAGUAGUGAAUGUGAUUUAUUAUCUAAUAUGUGCUUGGUUUUAUACAUAUAAACCAUUGGAUUUGGCUACUGAAAGCAGGGAUGUAAUGGAUUUGGAGUUAGCAAAGGAGAGAAUUUUGCCUGUCGAUUCUAGAGUAAAGGCAGAAACAGAACAAGAAAGAAUUGGAACAUGUUAGAAUUGCCUGUAUAUUAGUUGAUGAUGUGCUUGCACCUUUUUAUGACUGCUUCCUACAGUUCACUGGAUUGAAAGUUGAAAUAUAUAUGGUGGGGGAAACAUGAAUUUGUUCCUUUUAUUGUGCUCUGCUGGGGCACUAUAAUUAGAUUCUCA
Messenger RNA from Coffea eugenioides, 2069 nucleotides. Its product is annotated as protein NRT1/ PTR FAMILY 3.1-like. Gene Ontology annotation, cellular component: plasma membrane. Gene Ontology annotation, biological process: transmembrane transport. The record is from RefSeq and is a predicted model, not a curated record. Gene Ontology annotation, molecular function: transmembrane transporter activity. NCBI's taxonomy places the organism in Eukaryota, Viridiplantae, Streptophyta, Magnoliopsida, Gentianales, Rubiaceae. The transcript is spliced from 4 exons. Bases 88 to 1917 code for a protein of 609 amino acids.